AUGGCAACCAGGAUUUAUAUUGGUCGUCUCUCUAGAGACGCCCGUGAACGUGAUGUUGAAAAACUUUUUCGUGGUUAUGGUAGUAUUAGAGAAAUAAAAUUGAUGAAUGGGUUUGGCUUUGUAGAGUUUCGUGACCAUCGUGAUGCUGAUGAUGUGGUUUACGCCUUUAAUGGUAAAAGUUUUAUGGGUGAAAAAGGAGAACGUAGAAGACAUGAUAGAGACGAUCGUAGGGACAGAGACAGAGAUGAUCAUCGUGGAAGAUUUGCACCGCCUCAAAGAAAUCCUCAAUGUAGAUUGAUUGUGGAAAACUUGUCUUCAAGUUGUAGCUGGCAGGAUCUUAAGGACCUAAUGCGAAAAGCCGGCGAAGUAACUUUUGCAGAUUGUCAUAAAGAUCGUAUUGGUGAAGGUGUUGUUGAAUUUUCUUCUUAUGAUGACAUGAAAAAUGCUAUUAGGAAACUCGACAAUGUAGAACUAAAAGGAAAACGCAUCAUUCUUCAUGAAGCAUCGAAUAACGAUUCUGAUCAUAAUUAUGAUCGAGAUUAUCGUCGUCGUUCACGAUCUCCUCACCCUAGACAUUCAAGGCGUCACCAUUCCCCUUCUCGAUCUCCACGCCAUCGUCAUUCAGAUUCAAGGUCUAGAUCACCUUCUGAUAAUGGAAAAGAUAACAACAAUUCUCGGUCAAGAACUCGCUCCCGAUCUUCUUCACCACCACCACCCAAUGAAAAUGGAAAUGAAAAAGGAAAUGUAAAUGAUGAUAAAAAUGUAAACGAUGAUGGAAAUUUAAACGAUGAUAAAAAUGGAAACGGUGAUAGAAAUGGGAAUGAUGAAUCUCAUAAUAGUCCUAAACAAAGUCCUUCUAAAAGUGAAGAACAUAUUGUUCAAGACGAUGAUGAAAAGGAACUUGAAGCUGCUGAUUCAAUGUGA
Molecule: messenger RNA, 924 nt
Organism: Entrophospora sp. SA101
Lineage: Eukaryota; Fungi; Glomeromycota; Glomeromycetes; Entrophosporales; Entrophosporaceae
Source: the annotation of a GenBank genome assembly